Molecule: messenger RNA, 1431 nt
Organism: Metopolophium dirhodum (rose-grain aphid)
Lineage: Eukaryota; Metazoa; Arthropoda; Insecta; Hemiptera; Aphididae
Exons: 4
Coding region: 1-1431 (476 amino acids)
Molecular function (GO): nucleic acid binding
Source: RefSeq, a predicted model, not a curated record
AUGAGUUCUUCAGAUGAAAAAACACCACAAAUUAUGACUCCAAAGAAAAAGAAUCCUAAAGGAAAACCUGUCUGUAGUGGUCAGAAAUUGAUCAUUAUCAACCACUACAAGUCGGUAUUGAACAAUAGCGGCAAGAUGAAGUUUCGUGAGCUCAUCACUCACAUUUCUGAAAAUCUUGGUAUUGGUUACCACACAGUUCGUAAAACAAUAUCAGAAUACAAUACUACAAAAUGUGUGAAAUCACCUAACCGAAAAAGACAAAAGCCUGGUAUUGUUGACAAAAUAGAUGAAUUUGAUAAGAACGCAAUACGCAGAAAAGUUCAUUCAUUUUGGUUCAACAAAGAACUGCCAACAAUUCCAAAGUUAUUAUCGGCAAUAAAUGAAGACGAAACCUUGCCAAAUAUUAAAAAGACUUCUUUAGGAAUAGUGCUUAAAAGUUUAAAUUUUAAAUAUACUAAACGUCAAAGAAAUAGUUUCCUUUUAGAAAGAAGUGAUCUGGUUGCUUGGCGUAGAAAUUAUUUGCUACAAAUUCGUCAAUUUCGAGAGGAAGGAAGACCAAUCUAUUAUUUGGAUGAAACGUGGAUUAAUGUUGGGGACUGUAGCACCAAAGUGUGGGUUGAUCAAACGGUCACAUCACAUAGAAUGGCAUUCCUGGAGGGACUGUCGACCGGUGCACCAAAUCCAACAGGUAAAGGGAAACGCUUGAUCAUCCUUCACAUAGGGUCUACCGAUGGUUUCUUACAACGUGGAUUGUUAUGUUUUGAAUCUAAAAAAAAUACGUCCGAUUACCAUGACGAAAUGAACGGGCAGACAUUCAAAGAAUGGUUUGAAGAAAUAUUGCCUCUACUCAAGGAUAACGCCGUUGUGGUGAUGGACAACGCACCAUAUCAUUCAGUAAAAUCAGAAAAGGUUCCAAAUAUGACCCCCCGGAAAAAGGCAGAUAUUGUUAACUGGAUACUAUUAAAAGAUGAAGAAAUUGAUAUCACCAAUAAGGCAAAAAGCGACCUCAUAGAAAUCGUGAAACGUCUCAAACCUAAGUAUAACACUUACGUAAUUGACGAUAUUGCAAAAGAAGCCGGAAAAUCAAUAUUAAGACUGCCCCCCUAUCACUGCGAAUUAAACCCGAUUGAACUGGUUUGGUCGAUGGUGAAGCAAUAUGUCAAAGCCAACAACACGACUUUUAAAUUAACUGAUGUAAAGAAUUUGCUUUACCAAGCCUUAGAUAGGGUAACACCGGGAGACUGGCAGAACUUCAUAUCUCACGUGAUAACCGAAGAAAAAAAAUUAUGGCGUAUGGAAUUUAUAUGUGACGAGAUGAUCGAUGAACUUGAGACAAAUCCAAAUUACAUCCUAACCACAGGCGAUACGUCCGACUCAUCCGACGAUGCCGACGACGAGGACAACGAUCUCGGUUGUUGUUCUUUAGAAUAA